CUUCGUCAUUAAGUCAGACUAGUCCAUGUUUAUACAGGCGUGGAUCGAUCCUCUAACACCAGUAUCCAUAGUAUCACUCUCACUUUGCCAUUUAAAUUGUUUUUCCUCCCUCUCGACAACCGAAACGCUUUUUCAUGAGCAGAAACAUAACGAAUAGGAAUCAUUGGAGUCGCUCUCGUUUUUUUUUUUCGAAAUAAGCGUAUUUGGGGAUCAUCAUGGAUAAGCUCUUUAUCUUUUUGAUUUGCUUGUCGUUUUACUUGAAUUUGGUUUAUGGUGAUUCUACUGGAAAUGCAAGUCUCCACCGUGGGGAAGAAGGACGUCUGAUUCGUAAUCUACUGGAUACCGGAUAUGACGUCAGAGAAAGGCCCUUCGUAGAAGAUGGGGGACCACUUCAUUUCAACUUGUCUCUCUAUCUACUGGCAAUAUCAGAUCUUGACCCCAAGACUCAAGUUCUUUCUGGAGUCUCCUGGCUUAUUGUGGACUGGCAUGAUGAUAGGCUGUCCUGGGAUCCGAAUGACUUUGGUGGGGUAGACUCUUUCACUGUCAAUAUCGACAAAACAUGGUCCCCCAAAUUGUAUCUUCAAAACACCGUCCUUGAUGAACCAGUUAACCCCAUCCAGCAUGACGUCAGUCAAACUUACAUCAGCCAUGAUGGCAGAGUGCAUCUGGAAUCACCCUUGAUACACCAUACAUCAUGUGACUUAAAUCUUGAACGCUUUCCCUUUGACGAGCAAGAAUGCUGGCUACGUUUUACCACACAGAAUACACCCGUCCACCUGGUAAAGCUAGAUACAAGCAUGGCCGUCGUACAUUACCCAAACGUCAGCUCAGAAUAUAACAUCGUUGGCACAUCCACCAAAUCUGAUUACGUAACUUUAAAGGGAAACAUCUCUUACGAGAUCAUGCAAAUGAGUUUCAAGCUUGUUCGGUUGCCGAGAUAUUACGUACAGAAUGUGACGUCACCGAUAUCUUUCCUGAGCUGGUUGUCGAUCGUUAUUUUCAUCAUUCCCGCCAAAAGUGGAGAGCGUCUUUCUGCCGCCGUCUCGCUCGUUCUGGGUCUGACCGUCUUUCAGAUCGUCGUCACCGACAACCUACCAAAAAACUCAAGAGGUAAAACGGCCCCGGUCAUAUCCUACGUGAGCGAUUGUUUCAUCAUCACGAUAGCCGUUGCCAUCAUGUCGGCUAUCGUUAUCAACGUCAGUCAUUGGAAAGGACGCGUCAACAACGGCGUUGUCCGAUUCAUCUUCUUCGACUGCCUUCAACCGUGGUUAUUGGUCGGUUCUGGCGGGUGCACCAAAAAGAAGGUUACGGGUUCGAAUACCCUAUCCAAUACCAACGUCGAAGAUCUGGAGAUGAAAGAUCAUCCAGAGAAGGCAGUAUCAACAAAGGAUCGCGAUAAUUCACGCCUGGCGUGGAUGAAAACACAGACUUCAAAAUGGACUCGAUUUGAAAUGCAGCCACAAUCUCAGGAAUCCGAGACGGAUGAUGACUAUGAAAUGAUUGCCCGAAUCCUUGAUCGCAUCUUCAUGCUGAGUAUUCUAGCCACACUUCUUGUCAUCACUCUACAGUUCUGGAUGCUAUGUCGGGAGUCCGAAUCGAAUAUUUGAAAAUAUCUCUGAGAAAAGCUCAUUAUGUCACCACCAAUGAAAUAUGAGCUUUACAUAUUUUUCUGAUAUAAAUGGGUGGAAAUAUUGGAAAUUUAUACCUUAAAAAUUAAUAGGCCUAAUUCUGUAAAUAAUCAUUAAUUCUAUGCCGGGUUUUUGGAGCUAUACUUAUAUUUGAGGGAGUGAAUGUUACCCCAAUCUUGGUAUGUUCAAAAACUUUACUAGUAAGUUGCAAAUUCAAGAUAUCGUUAUCAUGUUCAUAAAAAUUGGAUCCCCCCCAACAAAAAGUUAAAUGUUGUUUAGUCGAUAUAAUCUAAAAUAUCAAUGUUCACAUUUCUAUAUCAUUGUUAACCUACAUGUACAUAUAGAUGAAUUAUGUAUUAUCAAGUAAAAUUUAGUAUGUUUCAUACUUUAAUUGACUUCAAAAACACCCUCAGAUAUGUUAUGGGGGAAGGGACCUAAAAUUUAACAUUUUUUCUCAAUUGAAUAAUAAUGUUAUGUGGGGCGUCGUGGUCUAGUGACUGACUCUCAUCUU
Lytechinus variegatus (green sea urchin) is the source of this 2139-nucleotide messenger RNA. RefSeq names its product neuronal acetylcholine receptor subunit beta-3-like. Gene Ontology annotation, molecular function: transmembrane signaling receptor activity; neurotransmitter receptor activity; extracellular ligand-gated monoatomic ion channel activity. Gene Ontology annotation, biological process: chemical synaptic transmission; monoatomic ion transmembrane transport; nervous system process. The transcript has 9 exons. NCBI's taxonomy places the organism in Eukaryota, Metazoa, Echinodermata, Echinoidea, Temnopleuroida, Toxopneustidae. The coding region runs from base 216 to 1607 and encodes 463 amino acids. Gene Ontology annotation, cellular component: membrane; neuron projection; synapse. The record is from RefSeq and is a predicted model, not a curated record.